AUGUACCCAUUCCUGCCCCUCAUCCAGCGCCCAAUGGCUUCCCAAGACCACUACAUCGGCAUCGACGUCGGGACGGGCUCGGCGCGAGCCUGCAUCAUCGACUCAACCGGCGAGAUCAAGGCGCUCGCAAGCGAGAACAUCAAGUUGUGGCAGCCCGCCCAGGGCUACGGUGGCUCACACUAUGAACAAUCCACCACAGACAUCUGGCGCGCCAUCGCGCAGUGCGUGCGCGAGGUGGUCGCCACCUCGGGCGUCGCGCCCACCUCCAUCAAGGGCAUCGGCUUCGACGCGACCUGCUCGCUGGCCGUGUUCACGCACGACACGGACGAGCCGGUGACCGUGACCUACCCGGACUUCCGCCACAACCCCUCCUCCGCCGACCCGGUGCGCAACGUGAUCCUGUGGCUGGACCACCGGGCGCUGGCCGAGACGGCACACAUCAACGCGACCGGCCACGGGCUGCUGCGGUACCUCGGCGGCAAGAUGAACGUGGAGAUGGAGAUGCCGAAAGUGCUCUGGCUCAAGCGGCACAUGCCGGCGGACCUGUUCGCGCGCUGCAAGUUCUACGACCUGGCCGACGCGCUGACCCACCUGGCCACGGGCACGGAGAAGCGCAGCUUCUGCAGCGCCGUCUGCAAGCAGGGCUACGUGCCCGUCGGCGUGGACGGGAGCGUGAAGGGCUGGCAGGAGGACUUCUACCGGGCCAUCGGGCUCGAGGAGCUGGUCGAGGACGGGUUCAAGAGGGUCGGCGGCGUGAACGGGGUGAAUGGCGAGUUCCUCAGCGCGGGCGAGCUUGUUGGGGGUUUGUGCGAGAAGGCGGCUAAGGACUUUGGCCUGCCGCCGGGCAUCGCAGUCGGGAGCGGCGUCAUCGACGCGUACGCGGGGUGGAUCGGCACGGUUGGAGCGAAGGUCAACCUGGACCCGGAUCGGCUCGACGAAUCGGUCGCGAAGAACGACGUCUCGCAAGCCUUCACCCGGCUGGCCUCCGUUGCUGGGACGUCGACCUGCCACCUGGCCAUGUCGCGAGAGCCCGUCUUCGUGCCGGGCGUGUGGGGCCCGUACCGGGACGUCCUGAUCCCGGGUUUCUGGAUGGCCGAAGGCGGGCAGUCGGCGACGGGCGAGCUCAUGAAGCACAUGCUCGAGACGCACCCGGCGUACGGCGAGACGCUGAAGGAGGCGCAGGCGGCGGGACAGAACAUCUACGACUUCCUCAACGACCACCUCCGGCGGCUCGCCGAGACGACCAAGGCGCCGUCCAUCUCGUACCUGGUGCGGCACUUCUUCUUCUACGGCGACCUCUGGGGCAACCGGUCGCCGGUGGCGGACCCCAACAUGCGCGGGGCGGUCAUCGGGCUGAGCAGCGACAAGAGCAAGGACGGCAUGGCGCUGCUGUACUACUCGACCAUGGAGUUCAUCGCGCUGCAGACGCGGCAGAUCGUCGAGACCAUGAACGCGUCCGGGCACGGCAUCCGCAGCAUCUUCAUGUCGGGCAGCCAGUGCCAGAACGAGAUCCUCAUGGACCUGAUCGCCACCGCGUGCGGCAUGCCCGUGCUGAUCCCGCGCUACGUCAACGCGGCGGUGGUGCACGGCGCGGCCAUGCUGGGCGCCAAGGCGGCGAGCGCGGACGGGCACGGCGCGACGGAGCCGCUGUGGGACAUCAUGGACCGCAUGAGCAAGCCCGGCAAGGUGGUCUGGGCACGGGGCGACCCGGCCGAGAAGAAGCUGCUGGAUGCCAAGUAUGAGGUGUUCCUGGACCAGUGCCGGACGCAGCAGGAGUACAGGAGGAAAAUUGACGAGGCGCUCAAGGGGUCGUCGCUGGAUGCCGGCGAAUCAGCACAGUGA
Messenger RNA from Thermothielavioides terrestris NRRL 8126, 1842 nucleotides. RefSeq lists its product as uncharacterized. Gene Ontology annotation, molecular function: kinase activity; phosphotransferase activity, alcohol group as acceptor. The record is from RefSeq and is a predicted model, not a curated record. The coding region runs from base 1 to 1842 and encodes 613 amino acids. NCBI's taxonomy places the organism in Eukaryota, Fungi, Ascomycota, Sordariomycetes, Sordariales, Chaetomiaceae. Gene Ontology annotation, biological process: carbohydrate metabolic process. The transcript is spliced from 5 exons.